Molecule: messenger RNA, 3029 nt
Organism: Astyanax mexicanus (Mexican tetra)
Lineage: Eukaryota; Metazoa; Chordata; Actinopteri; Characiformes; Acestrorhamphidae
Gene: ppp2r2aa
Product: protein phosphatase 2, regulatory subunit B, alpha a
Exons: 10
Coding region: 259-1602 (447 amino acids)
Biological process (GO): peptidyl-serine dephosphorylation
Cellular component (GO): cytosol; protein phosphatase type 2A complex
Molecular function (GO): protein binding; protein phosphatase regulator activity
Source: RefSeq, a predicted model, not a curated record
CUCCAGCCGACGUGACUGGAAGUCGGAGUCGCGGCUGGGUCAGCUAGCUACUUUUCGCCUGAGUAGAGAUGGUGUGGAGCUGCUCUACAGCGAAGAGCAGAGGACUGUCCGGAUCUUUAGCUUUGUUUGAUCGUAUUUAGAAGCCGGUAUCUUGCUUAUUUGCCCAUUUUGUGGUGUAGGAACCAUCCAGAGCUCUGAGGAAUACCGAACAUCUAGCAAACACGAGAGGGCCCGGGCUCGGGAACAUCCGCUCCUGUCAUGGAAGGAGAUGGGGGCAGCGAGUUCAGACAGUGGUGUCUCUCUCAGGUCAAAGGAGCCAUUGACGAUGAUGUAACAGAAGCUGAUAUUAUCUCUGCGGUGGAGUUCAAUCAUUCAGGAGAGCUUUUGGCCACUGGUGAUCGAGGUGGCAGAAUAGUCAUCUUUCAGCAAGAGCAAGAGAGUAAAGCUCUGCCUCAGUCUCGAGGAGAAUACAACGUCUACAGCACCUUCCAGAGUCACGAACCAGAGUUUGACUACCUGAAGAGUUUGGAGAUCGAGGAGAAGAUUAACAAGAUACGUUGGCUCCCUCAGAAAAAUGCUGCUCACUUUCUAUUGUCCACAAAUGAUAAAACUAUUAAGCUGUGGAAAAUUAGUGAACGUGAUAAAAGACCAGAGGGCUACAACCUAAAAGAGGAGGAUGGGCGAUACAAGGAUCCUACAUCUGUUACUACACUACGGGUUCCAGUGUUCCAGCCCAUGGACCUAAUGGUAGAGGCCAGUCCUCGGCGGGUCUAUGCCAAUGCACACACCUAUCACAUCAACUCUAUUUCAGUCAACAGUGAUAAUGAGACCUACCUGUCUGCAGAUGACCUGAGGAUCAACCUGUGGCACCUUGACUUUACAGACCGUAGCUUCAACAUUGUGGACAUCAAACCUACGAACAUGGAAGAGCUGACUGAAGUGAUCACAGCCUCAGAGUUCCAUCCUCUCCAGUGCAACACUUUUGUUUAUGGCAGCAGCAAGGGCUCUGUGCGCCUGUGCGACAUGAGGGCGGCUGCACUCUGUGAUCGGCACUCGAAAUUGUUUGAGGAGCCUGAGGAUCCUAGUGCUCGUUCCUUCUUUUCCGAAAUUAUCUCCUCUGUCUCGGACGUCAAGUUUAGCCACAGUGGCCGCUACAUGAUGACCCGUGACUACCUGACGGUUAAGAUCUGGGACCUCAACAUGGAGAGCCGACCUGUGGAGACCUAUCAGGUUCAUGAGUAUCUCAGGAGUAAGCUGUGUUCUCUCUAUGAGAAUGACUGCAUCUUCGAUAAGUUUGAGUGCUGCUGGAGCCAGGAUGACAGUGAGGUGAUGACAGGCUCCUAUAACAACUUCUUCCGGAUGUUUGGUCGUGACGGCCAGCCUGGGAUGACCCUGGAGGCCUCAUGGGAAAGCAGCUCACCUCGUUGCCCGCUGAGGCCCUGGAGAGUGUGUGCAGGGAGCAGGCGCAAUGAUGACGAAAUCGGGGUGGACUGCCUGGACUUCAGCAGGAAGAUUCUCCACACUAGCUGGCACCCUCAGGAUGGCAUCAUUGCAAUGGCGACCAUUAAUAACCUUUAUAUAUUCCAGGAGAAACUGAACUAGGACUGAUUUGGCUUAGUCUCUGGUUCUAGCUCCAGGAGUUCCGCCUAUGUGGAUAUCAUCAGAUAUCCAUAACCGGUCAGAAGCUAGGACUGUUUACACAUUUUGCAGUCAACUCACUGUCUUACCAUUAACCCACUGUAGCACCUUGGAAAAAAUGCUUGCUUUAAAAAAAAAAAAAAGAAAGAAAGAAAGAAAAAAAAAAACCUCUGCUACAAGAAAACCCUCUAUGUGCAUUUGGUUGGUUGUGACCGUUAAAUGGUUAUAGUGUACAAUUUGUUACUUGCCUAAUUCUUUUCUUUGCUUUUUAAUGCAUCCCACCCUAGGUUUUCAUCCAAAGACUUUUCUGCACUUAACAAAAAAACAAUUGAAAGUGCCAUGUUAGAAUUAUUUGAUUUUCUUAUCAUAUUAUUCACACUCAUCUACUUACAAGAGCUUCUUUCAUGUGUUUUAAUAUAAAAUAAACCAAUUUCCAGGAGCACAAUACACACCUCAGCAGUGAAACACAUCACAGGAUUCAUCAUGUAGCCUCCAGUUUCAGUUUAAUAAACUCACAAUGCCUCUUUGAUUUAGUCCAAAGUUCGAAAUCCAUAUUUGCAGUAUGAGCCUUUUUGCGCCCACCAGUUAGCUCAGGCAAGAAGCAGCCCCUCCUCGGACUCUGAGUCCAGUACUUAGCACAAGUCUAUAAUAAUGCAGUUAUCUCUGUGUGGUCACUAAAGUGGCCGUUUCUAGCUUGUAAUGCUGAUAAUGUCCUUGCUGGGCAAAACUAACAGUGGCAUUAAGUUAUCCAAUACUGUACAUUUCGUGACUGAUAUCAGUCUUUGUUUUUAAAGGGACAAAAAGAGCAGGAUGUUUUUGUCUAGCCUUGUAUUUGUGUGUACAGUUGUACAUGUCUUACUUACAAAUUUCCUAUUAUUUGGGUGUAUUGUGAAUAAUUUUAUUUGCAGCUUUUUUAACAUGGUGGUUCCUAUAAAGGUAAAGAGAGAAUGACAGUUAUUUUUUUAAGGAAAUUACACAUUUGAAAUGACUUUCUCAGGGUAUUUCAAUGUAGUCAUAUCACUGACAGAAAGCUAUUGUUAGCAGGGUCUCUUCGUGGGUUAAGACUCUUCGGAAGUGAGCAGACUGAAACGAACAAGAAUGGAGUUGGAUUUUACUCGUACAAUGAAAUAUAGGGCUACUUGCCAUAAGUACUCAACAGUAAUACUGUCCCGGGUUCCCUGAAUAGUUGUAAAACUAUAGUGUGAAAUAAAAGUUACUUAAGAAAGUUUAAGAACACUUGUUUUCCUAUUCCAAACAGUUAUACAGAUAUGGGGCCUUUACAUAUAUGAUGCUAAUGAUAACAGUACACAAUGUUACCUAAUUCUUUUUUUUUUUUAAGAAACAUUUGCUCCACAGAUGUUUUGAACAAUAAACGGGGCAUUAAAAAUGUA